CAAUAAUGUAGUAAGAGCAAACAUGAAGACUCUGUUCAAGAAGCUGUAUUCAACAUUGGAUUGUUCGAGUCCAAUCAAUGCCAACCUCAUCUCUUACUACUUCUCCCUCGUUAACUCAUCGCCGAACUGCAAGCAUUUACGCCACCUUCACGCUCGCUUGCUAAGGACCUCUCUUUACGACAAUGUUGUUAUCAGUUCUAGGCUUGUUUUGGCUUAUUCCCAGCAAAACCACCUCGUCCCUUACUCGCUUUCUGUCUUCUUUCAUAUGCCCCAAAGGAAUAUCUAUUCAUGGAACAUCAUAAUCGGAGAGUUCUCCCGCUCAAAUUCCCCUCUUAAAGCCAUAGAUUUGUUUCUUCAUAUGUGGCAGAGUUCUGAUGUCAGACCCGAUGACUUCACUUUCCCGCUUGUUCUAAGGGCAUGCGUGAGUUCUGGGCUAGUGAAACUAGCUCUUUCUUUUCAUGGGUUGUGCUUGAAAUUGGGUUUCGAAAGGAGUCUAUUUGUUGCUUCUGCUAUGGUCUUCAUGUACGUGAAUUUUGGGAAGAUUUUUGAUGCGCGAGUCCUGUUCGAUGGAAUGCCAAAGAGAGAUGCAGUGAUGUGGACGGCAAUGUUGGAUGGAUAUGCGAAGCAUGAGGAACCGACGUUGGGUUUGGCAUUAUACAGAGAAAUGAUUGAUGCUGGGGUUUCGCCUGAUUGGGUUGUUAUGUUAAGCUUGCUUUUAAUGUGUGGACUAUCGGGGUGGUUAAAGCAUGGGAAGAGUGUCCAUGGAUGGUGUGUGAGAAGGUCAUUGGGGAUGGAACUGAAUUUAGGCAAUGCCAUUGUCGAUAUGUACUUAAAGUGUGCUGUGUUAACUUAUGCUCACAGGGUUUUCAAUACGAUGAACCAAAGAGAUGUCAUCUCUUGGAGCUCUCUCAUAUUGGGACACGGGUUGAGUGGGGAUGUUAGGACCGCAUUCGAACUUUUCCAGAAUAUGAUUGCUGAAGGGGUUAAACCCAACGAAGUUACAUUUCUUGGUAUAUUAUCAGCUUGUUCCCAUGGUGGACUAGCGGAAAAAGCAAGUUUGUGUUUCGAGAUGAUCGGAGACUAUGGGGUGACACCAGAGUUGAAACACUACGCUAGCAUGGUCGAUUGUUUGGCGAGAGCAGGGCUUUUGGAGCAGGCAGAAGAAUUUGUAAAUGGAAUGCCUAUGGAACCUGAUGCAGCCAUACUAGGAGCUAUUCUAGCUGGAUGUCGAGUUCAUAACAACGUCGAAGUCGGUGAGCGAAUCGCAAAGAAACUCAUUGGUCUAGAGCCAGAGAAAUGUGGUUAUUAUGUGUUGUUGUCGAACAUAUAUGCCGCCACAGGUAAGUUCGAUGAAGCUGAGAAAGUUAGGCAGGUGAUGAGGGGGAAGAAUGUAUCGAAAGUACCAGGUUGUAGCUCGAUUGAGUCGGAGUGUUGGCUUUCCUCUUCGGCAAAGCAAUGAAGUUAUUUUGUUGGUUUGCUGUUCCUGCAAGGAGUUGCGCACAAAUGUUGAGUAUUAUAGAGCCUGAAAUUAAUUGGGCUUAUAGGUUUCAAUGGGCAUAUAUCCUUGGGUAA
Messenger RNA from Hibiscus syriacus, 1572 nucleotides. Its product is annotated as pentatricopeptide repeat-containing protein At4g14170-like. Gene Ontology annotation, biological process: RNA modification. The record is from RefSeq and is a predicted model, not a curated record. Gene Ontology annotation, molecular function: protein binding; RNA binding. NCBI's taxonomy places the organism in Eukaryota, Viridiplantae, Streptophyta, Magnoliopsida, Malvales, Malvaceae. The transcript is spliced from 2 exons. The coding region runs from base 23 to 1459 and encodes 478 amino acids.